GUUCACUCCGGAUUUACACCAGGGUCGGUGAGAUCAGAAUUUAGCCCUGAAUCCUUCAGAUUUCCAUCAGUGUCCACACUGGCAUCAACUUGUCUUGAAGAUCGGAGCGGCUGGGUACGUUGUCCUGCUGAUGACAGUCAUAGUGCUGAGUGUUUGGGUUUUUCAGGGCUCCUCGGGGAGUGGACGGGCCCCUGAAGGUGGGGCGGUCGCCGAAAGACCCAGAAAUGAAAGCAAAUGCGUCUCCAGCCUGGAGAAAUUGUCUUACCUGAAACAGCACCUGUGUGACCCACCCCAAAGCAGCUCAACAGAGGGCUCCAGGUGUGUAUUUUGCCCCAGGGACUGGCUGCCGUACAAGGGGAAAUGUUACUGGGUGUCUAAAGAAACUACAACGUGGAACAGCAGCCGUGAUGACUGCUUAACGAAGAGCUCUCGUUUAUUGGUGACCAAGGACCAGGAGGAGAUGGAUUACAUACAGACGAUCACAUCCGAGAAAAAUUCUGUUUGGAUCGGAUUAAAUUUUAAAUCUCCCGAGAGGACAUGGAUUUGGGUAGACGGCUCCCCCUUCAAUGAAAACCUGUUCCCCGGAGCAGGGAGACCCGGUGAAAGAAACUGCGGGGUGUUAAAAAGAAACCAGAUUGCGUCGGAAACCUGCAGCGCUGAAUUAAAAUGGAUUUGCCAGAAAGACGCGCUCCUGAUCUAA
Mauremys reevesii (Reeves's turtle) is the source of this 700-nucleotide messenger RNA. Its product is annotated as killer cell lectin-like receptor subfamily F member 1. The transcript is spliced from 6 exons. Lineage: Eukaryota; Metazoa; Chordata; Testudines; Geoemydidae. The coding region runs from base 131 to 700 and encodes 189 amino acids. The record is from RefSeq and is a predicted model, not a curated record.